Messenger RNA from Canis lupus familiaris (dog), 2503 nucleotides. RefSeq names its product family with sequence similarity 187 member A (gene FAM187A). NCBI's taxonomy places the organism in Eukaryota, Metazoa, Chordata, Mammalia, Carnivora, Canidae. The record is from RefSeq and is a predicted model, not a curated record. The transcript has a single exon. The coding region runs from base 26 to 1264 and encodes 412 amino acids.
CCCCUGACCAUUGCCUCUUGUGGGCAUGAACAUGGCCCACCCCACUGUGCUCCUGUGGGUGUGGGGGAGUCUCCAGGCCUUUGAACUUGUGGAGAAGGAGAAUAUUUUUCAGAGGACCCCUUGCCCCGCGUUUCUGAUAUUUGACAAUGCAGCCUACCUGGCCGACAUGAGCUUCGAGCUUCCCUGCCACUGCAAGCCUGAGGAGGUGUCUGCUGUGGUCUGGUACUAUCAAAAGCACCUGGGCAGCCGCCACACCAAAGUGCUGACAGACUUCGACGGGCGGGUGCUGACAGAGGAAUCCCAGGUGCGUGUGGGCAGCGACAUGCUGGUUCGUUUCAGCAUCCGCAUGUUCAGCCUGUUGGUUUUCCGGGCCCAGCCUGAGGACUCGGGCUUGUAUUUUUGUGGCACCCGCAAGGGGGACUACUUUUAUGCCUAUGAUGUGGACAUCCAGAGCAGUGAGGGAAUGGUGGCCACCUUCAAGGACCAGGGCCAGGAGCCCAUUCCAGAUGAGCACCGCGGGAACCUCCACAUCUUCACCACCUUCUGGGAGUGGACCCCUUGUGACCGCUGUGGGGUGCGUGGGGAGCAGUGGCGCAUUGGCCUCUGCUACUUGCAGAGCCCAGAUCUCUCCCCACGUUACCACAAGACACUGCCUGAUGUGGUGUCCUGUGGUUCACAGGCUGUGCCCAGAAAGCUUCGGGCCCAGACCAGUGAGCAUACACCCGAACUACUGGUUCAGAGCUGUGUGGUGCCCUGUGAGAAGAAGGUUCAGGACGGCCUGAUGGCCAUCUUCAGCUAUGUGGCCAAGGUGGGCAGCCGGCCCUGGGUGCCUGAGGUCCCCAUUCAGUUCCAUGAGCAGAGGCUAGGCCAUGGACUCAUUAUCUCCUGUCCUGGGUCCCGGCCCGAGCACGCUGUGGCCUGGGACAAGGACCACCAGUACCUCUACCGCACACAGUACCUGAAGGGCGUCAACAGGUCCAUGAGAGUGUUCAUCGACCACGGCAACCAUCUCCACAUCCGUUUCACCCAGCUGAGUGACCGGGGCAUCUACUAUUGCUGGCGGCAGGGGGUGCGGGUUGCAGGGUUCCGACUGGGUGUUGCAUCUCGGGGCAGCUACCGGGUCUCAUUCUCAGACCCGGAGACUCGCUUUGCUAUGGAGCUCACCCUACUAGGCUACCUGUUCAUCACGGCUGUCUUUGUCACCAUUCACCUCUGUAGGUGCUGCUGUUACUUAUUUCACUGUUGUCCCAACUUCUCCCCUUAGAUCCCCCUUUUUUCCCCACCUCUGAAGACCAGCUGUGCUCAGAUGUGUUUGUUAAAUGAUGCCGGAUGCCUCUGGGUGGGCAUCCCAGGCUGGGCUGUGUGGCAAGGGGGGUGUGGACAAAUCUGUUAGUUACAACCUGCUCCUGGCAGGUGGAGAAGCCUGAGGCAGGUAGGAGAUGGGGGGCUGAGGCCAGUAUGGAAGUAGCUAGGGUGCACGUCUUCCAACUUCACGCUCAGAGAAGGAAGAAGUGAACCUAGUAUUUAUCAAAUGGCCUUUUUGAUGCUGGAACAGUGUUUGAGGUGCUUUAUUUUCUUGUCUUGGAGGAUUGCUAAAUAGGCGCUGGUUGAAUUAGGGGUAGCAGGGAGAGGAAGAGGGAGUGGGGGAGCCUCAUAUAUGUUCUUGUCUCCACAAUGGCAGGUUUGAGGGAAAAGGUAGAGACUCGUAUAGGAGAAAUGGGUGAGGAAAGUGGAGUUCAACAUCAGGGUUUUUCCCAGGGCUGGGGACUGAGUGAGAAGAGGGGCAGGGGGCACCAGGGCUGCCAUGGGGAGCAUGGUUAGAGCUGGGAUUUGUCAUGUGCCUGCUGCUUGGGGGUUUGGGGUCCCAAGAUGAUCAGCAAUAAGAAGCAAGUUGAGUCUUGCCCAAGGCUACUUCCUGCCCUCUCCCCCAGCCCCAGCCUCCCCUGAAAAGAUCAGAGUCCACUCUGGGAAAGGCCACAGCAAUUGUCUUUAUUUACCUUAGUAAGUAAAGGCUGCAGUGGUACCCCGAGGGUUAGCAGCAGCAGGUGGCAGGAGGGAGUGAGGGGAAGGGCACCAGGUCUUGGAAAGAGGGAAGGACUCUCACUUUUCUGGCCUUGGAGGGGUGAGGAGGACCCUGGAGCGGACCCUCUCAGCCCUAUUUGUGGGCACAGAUAGUCCUGUGCCUGCCCCUCAUCCCCAGUCUUCCCAUGGAAAGCAGAGCACAAACCAGUCUUCAUUCUGUUUGUGCCUCCAUUCCCCAAACGAUAAAAUAUAGUGCUACCUACAGUAUGAGGGUACAUUUUGCAUUGGAGUAGGAGGGGAACCACAAGAGCCCUUGGGUUAGGAAAAAACAGCAGGUCACUGGAGGGUGGGAAUUAUCUGAUGUAGGACAGUGGCUUCACCCAGCAGUGUUACUGGGGUUGGGAGGCAGCAGCUACAGUGGCUCAGAGGUCUGGGUGGGGGAAUUAUGCAGCAAGGAGGGAGGCUUUAAAAUAGGAACAAA